AUGGCAGAUGAGAACGUGUUUCAUGGUGUCGUGAAAGACUGCGAGGAGGACUUGGGGGAACCACUUUGCGGCAUCGCCCUGUCCUACAGCAGCACCAGGGUUGGCUCUUCCAACACACACGGCGGAGACCACCAGUCUCUGCAGACCCAGCCUUCCGAGACCCCUCCCCUCCUGGCCUCUGUGAUGCUCAGACUGUGGUUUCCUGCAAGCACGUGGGAAAAGCCCACCUCCUGCCUGAAGCCCCCGAUGGCCCCAGAGCAGAGGGCGCUGCAGCUGCUCGUGCCGGGACCUGUGAAAGCAGCGCUCAACCAGAGGUCCGGGGAAGCUCCUGCCAUCCCUCCCACCCAGAGCCAGGCGAGUUUUCUCAGAGCCCUCAAGACGCCCACAGUGUCCCUCCUGGGGAUACGAGGAAGAGAAGCUCUGAAACCAGGCGAGGAGUCCCUGUUAGGGACAUGGGUGUUUCUAGACCAGAACAGCAUUAGAAUCGGCAAACGAGCAACAUGGCUGAGCCUCCCCAGUGUGGAUGAACGCAAACUUCACGGGGAGAUGGGCAUGGAGGACAAGACCCUGAAACUCAUUCUCCAAGUUCCAGGACCUAGAAGUGCUUUGGCACUGACGCUGUUCCCAGUGCAGCCACUGCUUUUUCCAAGCACCCCAAAGCCCACCCAAACUCUCAGUGCAGCGGCCGCUGCAUCCCUGGGCUUUGCCCAACUUGGGGAAAGAGAAGACGGCGAGGAGGAGGCUGAGUGGCGCCUCGCGCCCCUGGCCGUCCGGGCUUCUCGCGCGCUCCCGCAUUGGAGUCUAUCUGCCGCCUCCUGCGCCUUCGCACUCUCGCUCUUCCUCCUGGGUUCCAAUCGCUCUUGUCACCGCCAUGGCUCCUGGUCCCACCCAGACGGGCCCGAGCUCGGGGCCCGGACUGCUGCCGCUGGCGCUGCCGGCGCCGGGAAAAGGGCCGCGGGCGGCAGCCACACGGCCCCUGCCUGGUCCGCGCCGCUCGCGGCGGUCCGUGGCCUGCGCGAGGACCAGGACUCCCACGGGUCCGCAGGGGACGCAGUCGCCGCUCUGGGCCCCAGCGCCCAGGACAUGGUCGCUGUGCACAUGCUCCGUCUCUAUGAGAAGUACAGCAGGCAGGGCGCGCGUCCUGGAGGGGGCAACACGGUCCGCAGCUUCCGGGCCCGGAUGGAAGUGGUCGACCAGAAGGCCAUGUACUUCUUCAACCUGACUUCCAUGCAGGACUCGGAAAUGAUCCUCACUGCCACCUUCCACUUCUACACCGAGCCGCCACGGUGGCCCCAGGUGCGUGAGGCGAUGUGCAAGCCACCGCGGGCCAAGAAUGCGUCCUGCCGCCUGCUGCCCCCUGGCCCGCCGGCCCGCCAGCACCUCCUGUUUCGGAGCCUCUCGCAGAACUCGGCCACGCAGGGGCUGCUCCGGGGGGCCAUGACCCUGGUGCCUCCGCCACGCGGCCUGUGGCAGGCCAAGGACAUCUCCGCGAGGGCCCGGGGGGACGGGGAGCUGCUCCUCUCUGCUCAGCUGGACUCUGGGGAGAAGGAGCUGGGGGUGCCCAAGCCCAGCCCCCGCGGACCCUACAUCCUCAUCUACGCCAACGACCUGGCCAUCGCCGAGCCCAACAGCGUGGCCGUGACGCUGCAGCGGUACGACCCCUUCCCAGCUGGGGACCCGGAGCCCCGCGCAGCCCCCAACAGCUCAGCAGACCCUCGCGUGCGCAGGGCCGCGCAGGUCUCUGGCCCCCUCCUGGACAACGAGCUGCCGGGGCUGGACGAGAGGCCGGCUCACGCCCCCCACGCCCACCACUACCACAAGCACGAGCUCUGGCCCAGCCCCUUCCGGGCGCUGAAGCCGCGGCCCGGGCGCAAGGACCGCAGGAAGAAGGGCCAGGACACGUUCCUGGGCUCCUCGCAGGUGCUGGAUUUCGACGAGAAGACGAUGCAGAAAGCGCGGAGGAAGCAGUGGGACGAGCCCAGGGUGUGCUCCCGCAGGUACCUGAAGGUGGACUUCGCAGACAUCGGCUGGAGCGAGUGGGUCCUCUCGCCCAAAUCCUUCGACGCCUAUUACUGCGCGGGCGCUUGCGAGUUCCCCAUGCCCAAGGUCGUCCGCCCGUCCAACCACGCCACCAUUCAGAGCAUCGUCAGGGCCGUGGGUAUCGUCCCCGGCAUCCCAGAGCCCUGCUGCGUCCCCGACAAGAUGAACUCCCUGGGGGUCCUUUUCCUGGAUGAGAACCGGAACGUGGUCCUGAAAGUGUACCCCAACAUGUCUGUGGAGACCUGUGCCUGUCGGUAAGGCCGCUGCAGGGUGGAAGGAGCCUCCACCCACCCAGCACCCAGCAGAGUGGGCUUGGAGCCAGUACUUGCCUCGGGCGAGCCUGCGAUGCAGGGCACGGGUUUCAGGCAUCCUCACUGGGCCCACGAGAUUGCCUGCAGGGACGCCAUUCUGGGGUCUCUCAUUGCUAGGGACUGAGCCCCUCCGUGGCAGCCUGGGGCCCUGAGGGAAUCCCUGGCCUGAAAGUUUACCCACCCUUUAUACUCACUGCUCCGAAGGCACGAAAACCCAGCGUGCCACCGUGCCGGCCUCACGGAUCAUCGACUCCGGGCCCAGGAGGGUGACUAUGCCAACCUGGGGACGGCCCCCUUCGGAAGGAGAGAAGCUCUUCUGUGUAAAGGCUCGGGUCCAGAUACGUGGGCCGCACAUGGACACGGGAGCACCAGGCCUACCUGAUGUCUAAGUGGGCGUGUUCUUUCAAGGCCACUGCAGACGCUUUUAUCCAUACAGUAUGCACGUAUAGCCUUGCGGGUUUCCUUAUCUUAAUAUAAAUCUUAUUUUAAAACAAAAACAAGGGCGUUGACACCAUGGCCCCUGAAGGAGAUAACCAUGCUGAUAAACGUGGGUCGUUUGUGUACUGAAAUAACACAUACAGUAACAUGUUGGAGCACUAAAAAUAACCAAGAUUUUAUAUUUUUGUAAAUUAUACUUUCUAUUCUGUAGAGUGUGUGUGUGUUACGUGUUUUUAUGGAAAGCUAAUAAAUUAAAGGUAUAACGGUAUCUCAAGAAAAAGAAUGUUACCCACUCCAAAGUAUUACUCGAUCCCCUCGGUGGGUAGGAACAAGAUCUGAUGGCUGCUAGGACACCCCCUCCCUUUAGGAUCUGCAGAGGCCCCCAGACCAUCUCGAUGGUCUGAGUCUGUCCUAAGCCCCCAAGCCUUCCAGCGGCCUGCCCCACCCACUCUGUCCUGUG
Molecule: messenger RNA, 3249 nt
Organism: Tupaia belangeri chinensis (Chinese tree shrew)
Lineage: Eukaryota; Metazoa; Chordata; Mammalia; Scandentia; Tupaiidae
Gene: GDF10
Product: growth differentiation factor 10
Exons: 11
Coding region: 1-2298 (765 amino acids)
Biological process (GO): positive regulation of osteoblast differentiation
Cellular component (GO): extracellular region
Molecular function (GO): cytokine activity; growth factor activity
Source: RefSeq, a predicted model, not a curated record